This is a messenger RNA of Zophobas morio, 566 nucleotides long. RefSeq lists its product as uncharacterized. The record is from RefSeq and is a predicted model, not a curated record. The coding region runs from base 60 to 536 and encodes 158 amino acids. Lineage: Eukaryota; Metazoa; Arthropoda; Insecta; Coleoptera; Tenebrionidae. The transcript is spliced from 3 exons.
CCAGCAGCCUACAAAAUUUAACAAAGCGCACACGAACAUUAAAAUUUUCAGAAUCUCAUAUGACACACUCGACCAUGUAUUUACGGCUCGUCCUUUUUUACGCGUUUAUUUCUUUCAUCAACUGUGCACCGGCAGUUCCCAGUUCUGCACCAUCAGCUCAGACGACCAUAAAAACGAAAGAAGUGGUCCGCAGUACGAUCGAAUACAAAGUAUUAAAAAAACCGCAUCAUCUCUUCAUCGGUCGAUGCAGUCCCGACGACAACAUCUUGCACCAGGAAAACAUCAUUCUCUAUAACGACGGCAAGAGUCAUGUCGCUGCGGGCAUAAGAGUGAACGUGGAGGCCGACGUGUACAUCACUUGCGUUAAGAUCCACGACGAAGUGCCCGACGGUGCUGGAGGUUAUCCGAGUUACGUGGCUGGAGGCGUCGGUUAUAAUUACGUCGAAUUCAAUGUGAUGACCGAAUAUGGAAAAGGAUUUCACUUCUACGUCCAAAUAUUCGGCUACGAUAUUAAGAAUAAGAAAAACAGCGUGUAAAUUUAUGUUAAAAUAAAGUUUUAUUCAUUA